Molecule: messenger RNA, 1047 nt
Organism: Nelumbo nucifera (sacred lotus)
Lineage: Eukaryota; Viridiplantae; Streptophyta; Magnoliopsida; Proteales; Nelumbonaceae
Product: SWIB/MDM2 domain superfamily protein
Source: RefSeq, a predicted model, not a curated record
UCCUCUCGUCUCUCGUAGCCCAGAAGUUAAAAAGGGAUAUCUCAGUGGCGGGAUUUUGUGUUUUUACAAACAGAGCUUUCCAUUUCUCUCUCCUUUAUCCGCCCUCUUUAAGACCAGAAAAUCUCUUCUUCUUUCUUUUCAAACUUGAGAGAGAGAGAGAGAGAGGUAGGCAGUUCUUCAUCUGUUUUUGUGUCUAUAGCAAAAGGAAAGACAGAAAAUGGCCAUGUCCUUGGGUUGUUGCUGGUCCAGCUUCUUGGCAGGGCAGUCGAUGGAGGCCAAGUCUUCGUCAACCCUCCGCUUUGCUCCUUCUCCUGCUAAUUUGCGCGUGGUUCGCUUCGUAACCAGCGCUGCUUCGUCCAAGCCUGCAACAACCGGUAAACGUGAGCCCAGGGGCAUCACCAAGCCCAAACCCAUCUCUCCUGCAAUGCAAGCACUUCUCGGCGUUCAGGAGAUCCCUCGUACCCAAGCCCUCAAGCAGAUUUGGGCUUACAUCAAACAGCACAAUCUUCAGGAUCCUGAAAACAAGAAGAUCAUAAUGUGUGAUGAAAAGCUGAAGACCAUAUUUGGAGGGAGAGAGCGUGUUGGGUUUCUUGAGAUCGCAGGGCUGAUCAAUCCUCAUUUCCUCAAGUGAAGUCCAACUUUGCAGAGAUUAACUUUGGAAGUUCAAAAAUCGUCAGUGAAUUAGCUUUUUUUUUUUGUACAUGGGUGGUGUAGGCGCAUGCUGGUUCAACUUGCAAAAAAAUAUGACUUCUGCUGCUUCAUUCAACUCUAGGGUAGUUCUUUAGGGUGCAGAUACAUGCUGUUGCUUUGUGAGCAUUAAGAGGUUCUAGUUGCAUGGUUCAGUUAGUUUUACUCAUGCUUCUUUAGCAAGGAGACGUGAAUGCAAAGUUUAUUUUCCCUGGUAGCACCUUCAGCCUUUCUAAGAAGAGGGUAUGCAUGCAAUCUGUGUUUACACUCUUUUAAACUUGUUCAUGCAUCGGGGAAAUGGAAAUUCUGUUUCAGCAUGCUUAAUAGAUGUGGUAUUGAAAGCAACAUUUUUGACAGCUA